Molecule: messenger RNA, 1534 nt
Organism: Macrosteles quadrilineatus (aster leafhopper)
Lineage: Eukaryota; Metazoa; Arthropoda; Insecta; Hemiptera; Cicadellidae
Exons: 5
Coding region: 50-1534 (494 amino acids)
Source: RefSeq, a predicted model, not a curated record
UUAUUUUAUUUAUAUUUCAGGCAAUGCUGAUCUUAUCGGACUGUCUCCAAUGAAACUGAACAAAAAUAGAAGAUUAUGUGAAAGCCAUUUUCAAGAAAAAUUCAUACUUCCCAGUGGUCGACUUGCAUUUAAUGCCCUUCCCAACUGCUACACUGCUCCUGAUGAGGACACGUCUUCUGGUUCGACUGGAGUUUUAUCAGCCAACAGUAGAGAAGCCUUGCCUAGCACCAGUACUGCCCCUGGAAUCACAACUCCAGUGAAAACCCCGAGACAUCCACCUCCUGCUAAUGCUGCUACUACGACAGGAAAUUUCAUUGAAAUACCUAGCACCAGUACUGCCCCAGUAAUCAUGACUCCAGUUAAAACCCCGAGACGACGUCCACCUCCUGCAGCCACCUCGACAGGGAAUAUCAUAGGUUCGCCUUCAAAAAGACCCCGUUUGAUUUCACCCUCACCUUCACCCGUACUAUUACGCCAAACCAAUUCUCCCAGACGCUAUCACAGGCAAGAUUUUUCAACACCAUUACAAUCACCGUUACUGCAAACAUCUUUACAUUCACCAGUAGUAACAACACCGUCAUCAACUUUUUGGAUUUCGAAUGCAUCAACAAAAACAAAACAAUCUCCGGACAAGCAGACCAGCCAAGGAGCCAAAAGAAAACUAAACAGAACGUUAUUUAGUAACUCAUCAAGUAGUCAACCCGAUAAAAAUAUAGAAACUCUACAAAAAAAACUUGCUGUUAAAAGAGCCACUAUUUCUAGACUAAGACGGACACUUUCAGAAACAAGAAAUAAAUUCAAAAGAUUCUCAGUUUAUAAUAAAACUCCAGCAAGAACCAAAGGCGGGGCAUUACUAAUCGGUAUGCAAUACCACAAAAGAAGACAACCGUGGUCAAAAAGUGAAAAGCUGUAUGCCAUAUCAUUGUACUUGAGAUCUCCUUCAUGCUACAAGUACUUAUUAAAAUCAAUAGUUUUGCCUGGUGUUUCAACAAUUAGGAAGUGGAUUUCAUCUAAAGAAUGUUUCAAGCCUGGAUUUAACAACAGACUUAUCCAACAAAUUAAAUGCAAAGCAAGUAGCAUGGAGGAGAUGGAAAAGUCCUGUGUACUGAUGCUUGAUGAGAUGGCCAUAAAGCAAUCUUUGGAGUAUUGUGCAAGCUAUGACUUGGUUGAAGGAUAUGAAGAUUUGGGAUGUCUCGGGAGAAACAGUAAAGUUGGAAGCAUCAGGCAACGAGGCGGGUGGAACAAAAACCCAACUGUCCGGGUAUUCCGUAGCUCCCUGAGGUUGUUCUGCAUGCAAUACUUAAUUGAACCCCCUAAAACAACAUCCUACGAGCCUGACGUAGACAUGGUAUUGGACAUUGGCGAUUCAUCCUCCAAAGCUCACAGCCAUGAGACAGAAGACCACCCAUCCCCUGAACUGAAAGAAGAUAGUUUUAGUGAUAGAGAAGAUGAAGAUGAAGAUUAUGACGGAUUGACAGAUUUUGAUCAUGAGAAUUUGCCACGCAAGACUGACGAACCAAGACCAGAACCUUAA